GUAAAAUCAUACUAGGCUACUCUUUAAUUUUAGACUGGUAGAACAAUCCGAUGAGCAACAUCUGACAAGGUAGGACCAGGACAAAUCAACAGUACACCGAUCCUGGAUCAGUACAGAGAACUGCUUUCGUCACGUGGUCCGUUAAUCCCUGUCACUGUCACCGAGGAACGUUUCUGCUGUCAUUAGCCAGAAGGACCGAUCACGCUGCGAAAUGGAGGGGCGUGAGUCCAAGGAGCCAGAACAACUCCGAAAGCUGUUUAUUGGAGGACUGAGUUUUGAAACUACAGAGGAGAGUUUAAGAGCCCACUUUGAACAAUGGGGAAAGCUCACAGAUUGCGUGGUGAUGCGGGACCCAAACAACAAGCGCUCGCGAGGGUUUGGCUUUGUGACGUACUCCUGUGGCGAAGAGGUGGAUGCUGCCAUGGGGGCUCGCCCCCACAAGGUGGACGGACGCGUGGUCGAGCCCAAGAGGGCUGUGUCCAGAGAGGACUCCUCGCGACCUGGCGCCCACCUGACGGUGAAGAAGAUAUUUGUGGGCGGGAUCAGGGAGGACACGGAGGAGUACCACAUACGGGAGUACUUUGAGACAUACGGCACGAUCGACAGCGUAGACAUCAUGGAGGAGCGGCAGACGGGCAAGAAGAGAGGGUUCUGCUUCGUCACGUUCGACGACCACGACACCGUCGAUAAGAUCGUCGCUCAGAAAUACCACACUAUCAACUCCCACAACUGUGAGGUCAGGAAAGCCCUAUCUAAACAGGAAAUGAUGUCAGUGUCAAAUCAGAGAAACAGGGGUGGAGGAUCAGGGGACUACAUGGGCAGAGGUGGAGGUUUUGGGGAUGGCAACUUUGGCAGAGGCAAGUGCCCUGUUUUUGACCAUGGCAACUACAGCAGCCGGGUGAGUGGAGUGGAGCGCUCUGACGGAGCGCGUCCCCCCUGUGUUACAGGAGGCUUCGGCGGAGGGCGGGGCGGUUACGGAGGGGACGGUGGCUACAACGGCUACGGGGGAGACGGUGAGCGCUCACAAACACGAGCCGGCCGGAAGCGCCAGGUGUUCGGCAGGUGUUACAAAACACGGCAGCGUCACCCGAGCCGCGGGCCUCUCGUGAGCGCUGCGUUUGUUGUGUCUCCAGGUGGGAACUACGGCGGGGGGCCCGGCUAUGGGGGCAGCCGGGGGGGCUACGGAGGGGAGCCCGGGUACGGAAACCAGGGAGGAGGAUUCGGAGGAUACGACAACUACAAUGAUGGAGGAAACUUCGGUGGCGGAGGAGGAGGUGGACAUUACAAUGACUUUGGCAAUUACGGUGGGCAGCAGUCCAGCUAUGGACCUAUGAAGGGGAACAAUUUUGGCGGCCGAAACUCCGGGGGUCCUUAUGGAGGUGGAUAUGGGUCCGGAGGUGGAGGUGGUGGUGGUGGUGGUGGUGGUGGCGGCUAUGGUGGUUCACGGAGAUAUUGAGUUUUGACGCUGGGAUUUGGAAAGAACCAUUUCAUCCGCUCUUAAUGGCUGAAACUCUGUAAAGACCUGGUAACAUGGAAGGUUCUGGAUGGGUAAGACAGUAUGUUUUUCAAAGUAUUAUCCAUGGCUGCCACUUGACACUCUUAAAUGUACAAUACCACAGAGGUUGAACAAAAGCAUUUGGUCUGUAAAGUAUGAGAGAAGGGUUCAUUCACCCAUUGUGUAGCCGAUCAAAUUGCACUUCUACAAAGAAUCUGAGGUUUCUGGAGCAGUCCUACAGUCAGGAAGGUUUCAACUGUGUACACAGUAUGUGUGUCUGAACAAGGACCUCACAGUGGCAGGAACAUUCAAGGGAGACUUUUGCGCAAUUGUCUGACUGUGUACAUUUACAUUUAGUCAUUUAGCAGACGCUUUUAUCCCGAGCGACUUACAGUAAGUACAGGGACAUUCCCCCGAGGCAAGUAGGGUGAAGUGCCUUGCCCAAGGACACAACGUCAUCUGGCACAGCCGGGAAUCAAACUGGCAACCUUCUGAUUACAAGCCCGCUUCCCUAACCGCUCUGCGACCUGACUCCCUAAGACUCCCUAAGUGUUGUGUUUGAGAGGGUGAAACAUGGAUAGGACUGACAGGAUUCAUUCCCUUAAGCUGGCGAGGGCAUUGCUCCCCUGCUCAGAAACUGGACACACCACAUGUGAAUAAGCACACUGCUCACUUUAAAUUACACCCAGGAAGAGUUAGAGAAUAGUGACAGAGACCAAACUGUUUUACAUGGAUACUCUAAAGAACUACAGUACUAUACUAUAUACUCUUAUCAACACCCAAAUGAAAUUGACCGCACAUACUGUACUCCCAUAGUAAGUCUUGACGAUAAACUGAAUAAAAUAAAUGAUGCAUUCC
This is a messenger RNA of Osmerus eperlanus (European smelt), 2353 nucleotides long. It is a transcript of the gene hnrnpa3, whose product is annotated as heterogeneous nuclear ribonucleoprotein A3. Bases 212 to 1456 code for a protein of 414 amino acids. The transcript is spliced from 10 exons. NCBI's taxonomy places the organism in Eukaryota, Metazoa, Chordata, Actinopteri, Osmeriformes, Osmeridae. Gene Ontology annotation, molecular function: mRNA 3'-UTR binding. Gene Ontology annotation, cellular component: catalytic step 2 spliceosome. Gene Ontology annotation, biological process: mRNA splicing, via spliceosome. The record is from RefSeq and is a predicted model, not a curated record.